Molecule: messenger RNA, 3189 nt
Organism: Exophiala spinifera
Lineage: Eukaryota; Fungi; Ascomycota; Eurotiomycetes; Chaetothyriales; Herpotrichiellaceae
Exons: 2
Coding region: 1-3189 (1062 amino acids)
Biological process (GO): RNA 3'-end processing
Molecular function (GO): nucleotidyltransferase activity
Source: RefSeq, a predicted model, not a curated record
AUGGAGCAGCGACUGGGCAGGCACACGGCGUCGGCGUCGUCACAGCCACAGUCACAGUCUGUGCCAUCAACACCUUCUCAACGACCACGGUCUCCACCGAACCACAGAGCGUCGCGGUCACCGGAGCCCGCUCUCAAGAAUACUUCUCCCAAAUCAGCACCAUCAGAUAAAAGCCAUACGCCGCCGGCGCGAACUAAACCUUAUGGCGGUUGCAGAUUCGAAACCGGAAUGGCCAGAGCGCGUCGGCGUGUGCCAUACUCGUAUGGGCCAGAUCCCUUGGAAAAGGACAAAUCCGACUUGAAGGUUAGGCUCAACCACGAAGAGAAUGAAAAGCUCACCCGCGAUAUGCAAGGUUUGUACACGCAGCUGCUGCCCAGUGCUGAAAGUGAGCAACGACGCUCAAACUUCAUCGACAAACUCGAGAAAAUUCUGCGUGGGAAAUGGCCAGAAUCGCGCAUCAAUGUCAACGUCUUUGGCUCGACUGGAAAUAAUUUGGGAACUUCAGAUUCCGAUGUCGAUAUUUGCAUCACGACAGACUGUCGGGAAAUGGAGCGGGUGUGUUCCAUCGCCGAGCUUCUCGCCAACCACGGUAUGGAAAGAGUAGUCUGCGUUUCCAGCGCAAAGGUUCCCAUUGUAAAGGUCUGGGAUCCUGAGUUGCAGGUCGCAUGCGACAUCAAUGUAAACAACCCUUUGGCCCUGGAGAACACCGAGCUUGUCCGUACCUACGUCGAGCUUGACGAUCGGGUGAGACCCCUCGCUAUGAUCAUCAAGCACUGGGCAAAGAGGAGGAUUUUGAAUGACGCUGCCCUCGGAGGUACUCUCAGCUCCUAUACAUGGAUAUGCCUCACUUUGAAUUUUCUUCAAACGCGAGAUCCGCCUAUAUUGCCUACCUUGCAGCAGCAGCCCAAGCUUGAGCCCAAAUAUCUAGCUGGAGUGAAUGUGUCAUUUGACCGCAACACGGAGACGUACAAAGAUUUCGGCGCUCGUAACAAGUCUUCCCUGGGCGAGCUAUUGUUUCAUUUCUUUCGAUACUACGGCCACGAACUCGACUUUGAACAGAACGUUGUGUCGGUUCGAUUAGGCCGUUUGUUAUCGAAGGUUGAAAAACAAUGGCAUUUGCUUCAAGACAAUCGGCUAUGUGUUGAGGAGCCCUUCAAUGUGUCUCGCAAUCUCGCAAACACAGCUGACGACACGUCAAUGCGUGGCAUCCACCUCGAGCUACGGAGAGCAUUUGACAUGAUCGGACGAGGAAAUCUAGAAGAAUGCUGCGAACAGUUUGAGUAUCCUGCUGAAGAAAUAAGACCGUCUGAGCACUUCGUUCCUCCAGCGGCACGACCCGUUAUACCACAACCCCCGCCGGCACAAACUACAUCCCAAGCUAACCAACAAUCAUCCCGGCCAGGCAGAAGUGGUCAGCGUGGUGGUCGGGGGUCCGGUGGUCCUGGCCGCAACAGCAACGGGCGCCGGUCAUCGAACCCUCCAGGACGGAGCCAAAAUUACCUGCGCAAUUUGCCUUUCCAGAUGACCCCGCAAGAACUACAUCUCCAAGCUCAGCAUCAACAGCACCUUCUUCACGAUCAGCUGUUCCAACAAUAUCAGUACCUGCAGCUUCAGGAGCAGGAGCUGAGGAUGCAGUUGCACCAACAAAAUCUUCGGUCGAGAGGACUACUACCAGCGGGAUACCACCAACCUACACCCUAUCCCCAGUACGCAACCCAAGAUGAAGGCGGAGAUCAUAGUUCAAAUGGGCAAACCAACGGGAUCAGUCGAGCUCCGCUCUCGGCACCUCUGUACCAGCAGCGCUUCGCUCCGGCAUCUCCAUACCUUCCGACAGUCGGUAUGAAUCACGGCGUCUCUACAAACCCUCCCUCCCCACGGGUUAGCUCUGUCAUUCCAGACACUCGGAGGUUUUCUCGACGAACAUCGCUGACACAGUCUUCGUCGGGUGGCUCGCUUCGAGCCCAUUCACAGCCGGCCCGGUCUAUUCCGUUAUCCGCGCUCAACCACUACUCGGCCAGGGCUGAUGCUCCUCCCUUGCAAGACACGCUUGCGGGGAGGAGAUCAUCCGCCUCUUCGAAUUCUCAGGAACAAUAUCCCGGUUAUCUUGACAAUGUAAACGUUCCCAUGUAUGACGUCGGGCGUAGACCCGCAGAGUACCUUGGCUAUUAUGUAGGACAGUCUCCUUCAUUGUCUGCCUAUACCCACAGCACCGCAAUCUCUCCGAUACCGUCGCAUGCAGGCCUUGCAAUUCAAGGAGGAGGUCUGUCCCCUCGACUUGCAUCUGCCUCCGUUCGAUCCCCCUCGGGAAAAGAGUCGCCCUCGUUCCAGUUGGUUAAUCCUGUGACGAGAGAAAGCCUAACCAGUCAGCAGCCCGAAGGCACGGACGCCGAGACUCGCCUAGUCGAAGCUGAGCCAGCAAAGGCACGAUUAGGGCCGUUGAUUGUUGAUGGGUCGGUCAACUCGCCCCGCCGGAGACGAACUACUCGGUCUUUGAACGGUAGCGAUGAUCCUACAAAUUUUAGCGCAUCUACGUCGGAGGAUUUAGCCUUUGACACUCCUUCAAGUUCAGAUGAGCAGUCACAGGACGCUUUGGAACUUACCAGUGAUAGAAGUCCCCCUGGGAGCCCUACAUCGGCGCGACAGCAAAUCUCAUCGUUACAAUACGCAAACGGCCAUUUGCCAUUCAGAACUCUAGGGCUUGCAUCUGCGCCGCAGAUUCCACAGUCGGGGACAAGGGUUGCCGAGUCCGUAGGGAUGACGGCGUCAGGGCUGGGCAAGCAAGCGGGCAUGGUCUGGCCUCAAGAACGGCAACUAUCCUCGGUAGAGGAGGUGCGUACACCUUCGCCCAGAGUAGAAGGAUUUCCAUCAAAGACUCCAUCCCCUAGAGCUACCUUUAUGGAGAAGUACAGAAGCGAUGCUGUUCCUGAAAAAGAGCCACCAGGCAUACCCGUGGAAAGCCCUGCGGACACUCUGAACUUACCACUUUCUCCCAGGACAAAUGGUUCAGCAAGCAUACCUGUUUCAAACCUGCUCCCUCCAACAAGUGGCGUCGCGAACCCUCGGUGGCAGACACAGAAAAAGAAAAAGAAGCACAAAAAAACGGUGAAGUCGGAGAAUGAGGAUCAAGCUUCAAAGCUCACAGGAGGAGAAGCCAUCCCGGCCGACGAGUCACUACGAAAAGGCGGUUAG